Messenger RNA from Emiliania huxleyi CCMP1516, 2036 nucleotides. RefSeq lists its product as hypothetical. Lineage: Eukaryota; Haptophyta; Isochrysidales; Noelaerhabdaceae. The record is from RefSeq and is a predicted model, not a curated record. The transcript has 2 exons. Bases 429 to 2036 code for a protein of 535 amino acids.
GAGCCUCAAAGGCGGCCCGCGAGAGCGAGCAGCUCCGGCUGCAGCUGCACGAGGAGCGGCGGCGCGUGUCAGACGCGACCCUGCCCGCGCUCGAGCCGGGCUCGGAGCCGUCCGACGUCGCGCUCGCCGCCCUCAACCAGGAGCUCGUCUCGGCCAGGCUCGGUCGCGCAGAGUCGGACGCCGCCCUCGCCGAGGCGCGGCGCGAGGUGGCGAGGACGAGGGAGGAGCUGUACGAGAGCCGGACCAGAGCGGAGCAGCGGGAGGCGGAGCACGCCGCCGCACUGAGCGCGGUGAAGGCGCAGCACAAGGCCCGCGCCGCCGCCGCCGCGCGAGCGAGCGCCGACGGGAACGGCAGCGCCCGCGCCUCCGACGGCCGCGCCUCCGCCGCCGAGGCGACGCAGUUUGCCGCGCAGGCGGCGGCCGAGGCGAUGGCGAGGGCGGAGGCGGCGGAGGGGAGGCUGGCCGAGGUGGAGGCGCGGCUCGACCAGGCAGUGCGCGGUGCGGCGGAGGCGCACUCCGAGGCGGAGCGGCAGGCGGCUGAGCUUAAAAAGGCGGCGGCGGUGCUCGCGGCGGAGAACGCCUCCGUGGAGGGCAAGCUGCACAAGGAGGUGGAGAAGGUGGACAAGGCCAAGGAGGCGCUCAAGGUGGGGAUCGCCGAGCGCAAGCAGCUGCAGGCGGAGGUCAAGGCGCUCGAGGCGCGCCUCUCAACCACCUCCCGCGACGAGCAAAAGUCGCAGGGGCGGCUCAGCUCUGCGGCGGAGGUGAACCGAGAGCUGUCCUCAGAGCGGGACACGCUCGCCGCGCAGCUCAAGAAGGCGAGCCGCGAGCUGGAGGCGCUGCAGGCGACGCGGGCGAAGGAGGUGUCGGCCGCGGAGCAGCUGCGCCAGGGCCUCGAUCGCGCGCAAGCCGAGGCGCGUUCGGCGAGCGAAGACUCGAGCGCCGCGGUGCAGGCGCUGCGCACCAAGGUCGGCGCGUUCGAGCGCGAGCUGGGCAAGACAAAGUCGCUCCUCGCGCAGAAGGAGCUCCAGCUGUCGACGAUGAGCGCCGACAACCUGCAGAAGCUCGAGGCGGAGCGAGACGAGCUCUCCGCGACCGCGGCCGGCCUGCGGGACCAGCUCGAGGAGGCGCGGUCGGCUGCCCAGGUGCGAGAGGCGAGCCUCGCGGAGGCGGCGGCGCAGGCGACACAGCGCGCGGACGAGCUCGAGCAGAAGUUGCGCGAGGCGGCCGCCGCUGCCGACGCGGCCGCCGCCAACGCCGCUGCCGCCGAAGCGGCCUCGGCCGGCGGUGCGGCUGCCGGCGGUGCGGCGACGGUCGCCCCCGGCGAGGGUUGGGCGCCAGGCGACAGCUGGGUUGUCAACGACAGCGAGUUUGAGGCCGCUCCCGUCCCCGGCGGCGACGCUGCCGCCCUUGCUAUUGCCGAUGGCGUUCAUCUUUCGACGGCAGAGCCCGCACGCUCUAGCGGGGCGCAGCCCUCCCCCGGCGACGACGUUGCCGACGGCGCCGCGAAGGAGCAGCAGGCGGAGCUGCAGGCCGAGGUGCAGAGGCUUCAGGAGGAGCUCGCCUCCCUGCAGCGCCGGAGUGAGGAGAGGGCCGUCCACGAGGUGGAGAAUGAGCGCACGCUCCGCCGCCUCGAGCAGAUCCGCACGCUCAAGCUCGAUCUCGCAGCCGCGAAGGAGGAGAUCGCCGCCUUGAAGAAGGGCGAGCAGAGCCGCACGGAACGCGCCGCGGCUCUCAAGGAGAAGACGCAGGCGUACGUCUCGCAGCUCCGGGCGGACCACGCUGCCGCACUCGACGCCGCUGCCGCCGACGGCCAGAGGGCGCUGGAAGCAAAGCAGCUCGAGCUCGAGCGGUUCGAGGCUGCUGCGGCGGACGAGAUUGCAACGGCGCAGAUGAGCCUCGAGGCGGCGGAGCGGACUGCAGGGCUCGAGGCGAGCAGCGUCCGCGCGACUCUGGCGGCAGAGGCAAAGGCGCAGAUCCGGACGAUGAGCAGAGAGAUUCGAGAGAUCGAACGGCAGCUCCAAGCGGAGGGCGGCUGA